Molecule: messenger RNA, 630 nt
Organism: Phaeodactylum tricornutum CCAP 1055/1
Lineage: Eukaryota; Bacillariophyta; Bacillariophyceae; Surirellales; Neidiaceae
Exons: 1
Coding region: 21-473 (150 amino acids)
Source: RefSeq, a predicted model, not a curated record
UUCUCGUUGUCGGUGCGACCAUGACGACCAGAUACAAUGGCAGUGUAGCAACGAUGGUGGUUCAGUCUCGCAACCACGACUCUCCAUUAGACAUCAGUGUUGAUAAUGACUAUCCUUUUCAAAUCCAUGGCUCCCUGCACGAUCCAGAAGUGAUUCAAACCGGAACAUCUACGGAGCGUCCCAGGAGAGGAGCACAGUCUGCACAACCUCAAUCAUCCAAAACAAUUGAUGUCUUCAAAAUGAAAACUGCAUUCGCAAAGCCACCUUCAUUCCGGUCAUUUCGCCCCACAUGUAUACAUACGAAAUUUUUGAACCAAAUCAAAUGCGAGAGCGGUGGAAGCGGAUUGGAAGCGGACGAUAUAAUCCAAGAGCCUCUUGCUCCCCGGCACGCUGCUCUACAAGAAGGACUCUUCUUUCCGUCACCUGUAUCGGUUGUCGAAGAAGAUGUUUCUAGCAACGAUUUUUUUGGUUGAAAAAGCUGGCUGAUUCAUUGCGUCGUUGCGGAUCCAUUGGGAGGAAUGUCAACGAAUUGCAAUGCGGGGUACUGUCCGUAAGGCGCCUUUCUUUCGGCCACUUAGUGUGUUGACUUGAUUAUAACGAAAACCUACUAGCUACGCGAGAUCCUGCUGU